CCACAGCAGCGCCGACGGGGAGGGCGGCAAUGCAGACGUUGACAUGGAGCGACCGGCCGGAGUCGCCGGGACGAUGAAAAGGAACGCACGACCUCUACCGUCCGCACACACACGCAGCUACGUAUGGAAUCCUUUUCAGAAGACAUCAAGGCUUGAUGAUCUGCUUCGCCCCUUCUUCAUAUCGUCUCUUCACCAUCACCAUUGCCUUGUAACUCUGCGCCGCCGCAAUGACGCCCUCCACUACGGAAUCGUCUCAGCCGCCGCCGCCGCCGCCACUUCCGCCUUCAUCUCCGUCCACCUCUUUGCCUGACUCAUUGCCGCCAUCACGAGUUCCGCGCCUCGACGUCUUCCACUCGUCAUCGUCGCACGCAUCAGCUCCAACAACAUCGGCUCGAGCAAACGUUGGCAAUGGCAUCGAUUCGUCUCAGCUUGUCGUCGGCUUCGCUCGCUGGCUGCUGCGCCUCCUCAACGCUGAAGAGGCAUGCUUCCUCUACCUCUGCAGCCAGGGUAGAUCCCUGAUUCUGGCAGCAGGAAGCGCUGAUCUCUCGAAAUGCGACAUUGUCCAACAUGCCUGGACAGAGGAGGCUCCUACCGACUUUCUCGUCGUUGGUCCAGGCGGGAAUGCGCCAUCAGCUGCCGGCAGAGAAUGCGUGGUAGCAUACAGGGACGACACAACCAUCGAGUUGACAGCCCCUCACGCCGCCCUUUUGGCAAGUGGCCUGGUGUGGUCCUUGGCCUCACCUUCAUCAGCGACUGCCACGCCUCGACCAUCCAGCCUCAACUACCCUCUCACAUCAUGGCAUCAAAACGAUGAUGAGCUUCUUCACUCGGCUUUUGAGGACCAAGCAAUGCGAUGCCCCGACCAGACAGCCCUUGACUACCUCGCAGACGAGAAGGGCACACACAUUCGCCUCACAUACGCUGAGCUGGACAAGCGGGCCAACGUCCUUGCUGCGACUCUCUCUGAGCGCAUCCAUGCUCUCGAGCAACACCCAGAAUGGCCGGGAUCAAUACCCCUCCUCCUCGGCCCCUCACCCGCUUUGUACAUAUCACAACUCGCAGCGCUCAAGGCUGGAUUAGCAUUCGCUCCCCUCCCAAUAGACGCCCCAUCUCAACGCCUGACCGCCAUCAUCCAGGAUCAGCAUGCACCAGUCGCCCUGUACUCAUCUGACGCCACAGAUCCGCCCGCUAUCGAAGGAGUUCAAUGGCUCGAUGUCGCAGAUUUGAACCGCCAGCAGACAUCCGACGAGACCAUGUCGCCCGGUGUCAAACCCCUCAAGCCGCUUGCACCCGCCUCUCUCGCCUACCUUCUCUAUACGUCGGGCUCUACCGGCCUUCCAAAGGGAGUCCAAAUCACCCACUCAUCCGCCGUAGCAUCGAUCAGCGCUCACCGACAGCAGGCGGGCAUCGGCAACGCACCUUCCAUGCGCUGGUUUCAAUUCGCCGCCCCCACCUUCGACCCUUCAGUAAUGGAAAUCUUCGUCACCCUCAGCAGCGGUGCGACCCUCUGCACCGCCCUACGCUCUCUUACGCUCAACGAUAUCAACGAGACGGUCGCAGCAACUGAGGCGAAUAUCAUGAUGGCGACGCCCAGCUUGGCCACCUUGCUCCGCCGUGACCGCCUGCCCAAGCUGCGCACCCUUUGGACGAUGGGUGAGGCCCUUAGUUCUACGGUCAUCGACAACUUCGCAAAGGCGCAGCCGCCUGCUAGCCUUUGGAAUGCGUACGGCCCGACAGAAGCGGCCAUCAACGUCACCCUCAUGCAGAUGCUGCCGAGCUAUAGAGGAACGAUCCUCGGUCCGCCCCUACCCUCCGCCUCCCUCUUCGUUGUCGACGCUCAAAUGCGACCUGUACCGCAAGGUCUGGCGGGCGAGCUCAUACUCGGCGGCCCUCAAGUCAGCCAGCUGGGCUAUCUCAAUCGCCCAAAAGAGAAUGCAGCCAGCUUCGUCGAUGUGCCUGAGCUCGGCGGACGCGUCUACCGUACGGGCGAUGCGGCGCGCGUUGUCUGGAACGCAGAAGGGCAGCCAUGGAUCGAGAUUCUUGGGCGCAUCGGACACGGACGAGGUCAAGUGAAAGUGCACGGCCAGAGAUUGGAGCUCGCAGAAGUGGAGUCUGCGCUACAUCUCAGCGAUGAGGACGACGUAGCUACGGUGCAUGUCAUGCAGAUCCAGUCAGGCUCAUUAGCGGCGCUCGUUCAGACUCGCAGUGAGCUUGUUGAGGCACACAAAAGUCGUCUCGAAGAUACACUACGAGAGCAGGCCUCCCGGCGCCUCGCACCCUUUGCCCGACCGAGAGCGUACGUCUUUACCUCGCAGCGCUUCUCAUCCAUCAGCGGCAAACUCGACAGCAAAGCAGCGAAGCACUUCGUCCAGGAAAGCCUUUCUACACAAGCUGGCGGCAAUGGCGAGGACGACAAUGCGGGAAUUGAUCCAACUAUCCGCCGACAGAUCGACACCCUUGUCGAGACGAUGCGCUCGAUCACGGGCUCAGACUCAAUCAGCGCCAAGACGAGCCUAGAGGCUACCGGACUGGACAGUCUUGGUGCGAUGAGGUUGCUCGAGACGCUGAGAGGAUGCGACUCGACCCUCUCACGGCUGACGCUGCGUGACCUCGUCAGCCCUCAGUCGGCCCGUAAAACGAUUGCCCGCUUUGUAGCUGAUGCGCAGCGAGAGUCUAGCGACUCUUCUGCAGCUACACAGCAGAUCGUUGCCUUUGAUGAGCGACACCGUCAACACUGCUGCGCGCAGCUGGGGCUCGAGGACGCUACCAUGGAGUCGGUCAUCCCCGUCACAGCCACUCAAGCCGGUAUGCUUGCCUCUUUCCUUCGUUCCCACUCCUACGUCCACCAUUUCUGCUACCACCUCGACAACGACGUGGACCUCGAUCGCUUCGCGGCUGCAGCGGAAGAGGUCUUCUCAGGCGCCGCCGCCAUGCGUUCUGUCUUUGUCUCCGUAGACGACGAGGUAGCGCCUUUCGCUCAGUGCGUCCUCAAGAGUGUGCGCCAUCCAGUCUCACGCCACGCAAGUGGUGAUGUCGAGAAGCAUCUAUCCAAGGUAGAAGAAGCUCUCAGUCUGGAGUCACCGCCCUUCCACCACGCGCUCUUCCAGCCCGCUGGGACCUCAAAACCUGUCUACGCCAUCUCGCUCUUCCACGGCAUCUUCGACGGUGGCUCCCUCGAGCUACUUCUGAACGACGUACGAGCACGCUAUGCCGGCCGCGAUGUCAUCCUGCGCACGGGACCCACGUACGCGGCCAAGACAUACCUGGAGGCCACAACGGGCACCGAGCUCGAACAAACACGCACGUACUGGUCCGACCUUCUGCAAGGCUUCGAAGCAGAAGUCUUCCCCUGCAUCAACGGCUUGCGUCGCGGUCUGCCUGAGACACAAGGCUCAGCCGUGCUCGAGCACUGCCCCGACGAUAUCGACAUCGCCGCUCUGACCGACGCAGCACAGCGUCUGCUGGGCACAAGAUCGCCACUUGCCCUCGUUCAGCUCGCAUGGUGCCUCGUCCUGUCCGCCUACUCGGAGACUUCCAAGACGGACAUCGUCUUUGGUAGCGUCGUAUCGAAUCGUAUCGACGAAGAAGCACGAUCAUGCGCGGCGCCCACCUUCACGACUCUCCCCGUUCGCAUUGAUGUCGAGGAGUCGCGCGACAUCGUCACGAUCUUCUCGGACCUAGCGAGACAAUCUGUGCGCGCUUUGCCACACUCACAGCCAGCACUCGGCUCAAUCACAGUCGACGGCGGCAAGCUUCCCUACGACACCCUAGUGGCGCUUCAGCUCUUUGAGGAUGAUGCGACGCAAGAGCCUGCACUCUGGCACGACGAGUGGUCUCCAGCUAUGGUCAACGACUUUGCAGUCAUGCUCGAGGUCUGGCCAUCAGUGCAGACGGCGUCAGGCUUGAGACUGCGCGCCACAUACGAGAAGUCACGCCUCGAUGUCUCGUCGUGCAAGGUGAUGCUGCAGCAAUUCGCAGCCUUGCUGUCUGCGAUGACCCAGUCGGACAUGCGGGAGCGAUCUCUCGGCGACUUGCUUACCAGCGUGACGAGCCAGCAAGCCGCUUUGGGCGCCAAAGUCGGCUCAGCUACGUACGAGAGCGACUUCCUCCAUUCGCAGUUCGAGACCUUCGUACAGACCUCUCCCAACCAAGUUGCUCUCGCCUUCUACGGGGAGAAGCAGCUUCAUGAGCUCUCUUACCGCAAGCUCGAUGCCCUUUCUUCCUCCCUCGCUUCGCGCAUCGUCACCGCAAAUGGCGGUCGACCGCUCACGGAUACGGCCGUGCCUCUCUACGCCAACAAGAGCGUCGAGAUGUACAUUGCCGUACUCGCUAUUCUCAAGGCAGGCGGAGCAUGGUGCCCUAUCGAGCCCUCUAUGCCCCGCGAGCGCAAGGCCAAGCUCAUCAAGAGGGCAGGGGGUCAGAUUGUGGUUGUUGCUUCGAAGGCCUGCCUGCACGAGGAGGACAAGUCUGGUGACGAGGCGAAGCAAGAGCUCGAGCGAGUUCUGCAGGAUGCCGGUGUGCCAAACGAGCACGUCGUAGACGCCAGCGCCAUGGAGGAGACUUUGCACUGCGAGCUACCAGCGCGCGCCUCCCCCUCAACUCUAGCCUACGUCAUCUGGACCAGUGGCUCAACCGGCGAGCCCAAGGGUGUGCUGAUCGAGCAUCGCGCCGCGGCCCAAGCUAUGCGCGCUCUCCAAUCUGCCAUUCCACACCAGGACGGCCUGCCUCCACGCACUAUCUGCUUCUCCGCCUUCACCUUUGACGUCUUUGUCGAGGAUAUCUUUUACACUUGGGGCCUCGGAGGAACGGUCGUCAGCGCGCCACGUAACACGCUCAUCGAUCCCGAUGGCUUCGCACAGCUCGCUGCGGACAGCCAAGCCACCCACUCCCACCUUACGCCAGCAUUCGGAGCGUGUAUCGCCAGGGAGCGUUGCCCCUCUUUGCAGACUAUCACCAUGAUCGGUGAGAAGCUCGGCGAGGAGGUGGCAGCACAAUGGGAGGGUGAUGAUUCGCAUGGUACCACAGCCUGGAACACGUAUGGACCUGCAGAGAAUGCUGUUGUCUCGACGUAUCGCUCCUUCCAGCAUGGUCGUACCCAUCAAGCGCCCAACGUUGGCUGGCCCCUCGACGGAACCACCUGCCUCGUCGUGCGUCCAAAUCGCGCUGUCGCCAUGCGUGGCGGUGUUGGAGAGCUCGGCCUCGGUGGCGGACAGGUAGCGCGUGGAUAUCUGGGUGAUCCAGAGAAGACGGCGGACCGAUAUCCCACCCUUCCAGAGCACGGCCGCGUCUACCUGACGGGCGAUGUCGUUCGCAUGCUGGCCGAUGGCAGCCUCGACUUUGUAGGACGCCGCGACGACCUGAUCAAAGUAGGCGGGAUCCGUGUCGAGUUGAGCGAGAUCAGCCACGCUCUUGCGCGAUGCCACGAGAGUGUGAGACAUGUCGAGACGCUUUACCUCAGCCUUGGCGGCGAGGGUGGUGGUAAGGCGAUUGUGUCUUUCCUGCUUGCCGUUGAAGACGCCAAUGGGGACAGGCCAGAAGACCGCGCCGUCAAGGCCGCCGCAAGAGCGCAAGCCCAAAAGGCAUUGCCGGCUUACAUGCAUCCGGCACACUAUGUCGUCGUCGACUCGAUACCACGGUCCACUUCAGCCAAGACAGACACGCGAGCAUUGGCUGCAACUUUCUUACGUCAAAGAGAGCAGCGUACCAACAACGCUGAGGAGGAUCAGGACGGGAGCGAGGCUGGUGACAACGACAGUGUGCCAGAUCCGUCGUCUCCACAAGGCAAGCUAGCGCACAUCGUACUGGAGCUCCUGGACGCAUCCUCCUCGACACGCCUGACCCGCCGUACCUCGUUGCGAUCGCUCGGGCUAGACUCGAUCCGCACCAUCCGCCUCGCAACCAAGCUGCGCGCUGCCAACUUCCCUGCUGUUGCAGCUUUCCAGCUCAUGAAGUGCGAGACGUUUGGCCAGCUGUGCGACGUUGUUGCUCCUCCUAGCGACGCUGGCAACGGACACGCUGGAGGGAUGAGCACGGACGAGCUUCAGGCGCAGGAGCAGGUGCGACAGCGACUCGAAGCUGUGAGGGAGCAGUGGAUGCCCGCUCUCCAGAGCCAUCCUACCGCACCGAUGCUGGUCGAUGUCCUCCCUACAACAGCUCUGCAGGCUGCAUUGCUGACGGAGACGGCCAAGUCCAGCGGGUCUUAUUGGUCGACCAGCAUCUUUGACCUCAAAGAGCACGUCGAUGCAGACGCUCUGCGCAGUGCGUGGGUCAAGGUGACGGAAGAGUUCGAGAUCCUGCGUACUACCUUCAUUGCUACCGCCCAGGGCUACCUGCAGGGUGUCCUGGAGCCAAGUGCAGCUAGCAAGGGCGUCGAAUUGCAGGCUGUCGAGGGGUCAGCUGGCAUCGAUAAGCGAACAGUCACUGUCGCGCAGUCACGCGCCUCUUCUUCGCCUCCUUCGCCAUUCUACUGGGCGCUAACGCUGGUGCAGCACCCUCGACAGCUAGCAGUACACAUGCAUCACGCCCUGUACGACGGUCCUGCCUUCGAUCAGAUGAUCUCGCGUGUCGAGGAGCAUCUCAAGGGAAAUGCCAAGCCUCUCAAAACAGCCGUCUCUCUUCGCGACACCCUCGUACUCCUCGGCCCAUCUGCCAUUUCGUGGCCCAACAAGUCGACAACCCACAACGCCAGCGCCUUCACCGAGCUUUUGAAGCCUCGAGCAGACCGAUGCGGCCCGUGGAUGCUGCCCAACCUCACCGGUGCCAAGGCUGUCAAGCGGCCACAAAUGCAGGCUGCGACCAUCGAUAUCUCAGCUGACGCCACAAAGCUCUCCGAUCUCGCUCGUCAGUACGACUUGCCCUCAUCAGCGGCCAUCGUACAAGCAGCCUUUGGCUGCCUCGUCGCCGACUACCUCGAUCAAGGCGCUGUUCUGAUCGGCGCUACCCUCUCAGAGCGCGGUCGUCAAGCACAGCUCGAAUCGUCCGUCUUUCCCCUCGUAGUCACCGUCCCCUUCCUCAUUGACGGUGGGCGCAUGACAGAGGCUGAGCGCAAGCAGGCCACACCCGACGAGAUUCGAGCGUUUCGCGGCAUGAGCGUAGGCGAGCUGCUCAAGGAGCUCGCAGGUCAGUGGCGCAAGAGCUCGGGGGACGCGCGGUACGUUGCCGCGAGUGAGGUGCGGAAGGCGCUUGAUUGGCCCCGUGACCAGGCUAUCUAUCCUGCACUCUUUGUGGUGCACGACAACGCAGGCGAUGACGAGGCAGCUUGCACGUCGGAACAGCAGAUCCUGAGCCCAGUAAGGGAUCCCGCCAAGCUGGCAGUCGAGCAUGGUUUGGCGCUCAAUGUCUACUCGGAUGCCAAGGGUCACCCCAGUCGCCUCGUCGUCUCUGCGAGCGAGACGUUCUUGCCGCCGGCCCACAUUGAGGUUCUUGCAAAGCAAAUCGAGGCACAAAUUACUUCGCUGCUUGAAGCCAAGGCAGACACACCGCUGAGCCGACUUUCUAACCUCGAGGAGAACAUCAGCAACGUGAGCCCGCUGUACUCAAUCUCUUCUCCGGUCAUCACCGACGAAAAUACGGCUGCAGCGGCCUCGCGUCAUCCUUGUUACUGGCUGCGUCACUGGGCUCAGAAGCACCCUGGUCGGACAGCUGCCAUGGAGAUUGUUGGUGAGGCUGGUGGAGAAGUACGCGAGUGGUCUUUCCGAGACCUCGAUCAGAAGAGCAACGCACUGGCGUGGCAAAUUCGCAGCACAAUCGGCGAGAAACCUUGCGUAGUGGCGCUCUGCAUGGGCCGAACGCUAGAAGCUUUCGCUGCGAUCCUUGCCAUCUUCAAGCUUGGGUGCACUUACCUUCCCAUCGCUGAGGACUUGCCCGUGCAGAGGAAGCAGGACCUCGUCAAGGAUGCUGGAGCCGCUGCCGUGCUCACCACUUUCGAGCUGCAGAAACCGUUCGAGGGUAUGCUCGACCAGAUUAUCGUCCUCGACGAGAUCAAACUCGACGCCUCGAAGAUGCAAGAGCUCGAGCUUCCUCCCGCCCGCUCUUGUGGCUACCUUCUCUACACCUCCGGCUCCACGGGCAAGCCUAAGGGUGUAUCCGUCUCCGGCGCCAAUCUUUCAGGCUACAUUGAAGGCUUUGCCGCCCUCGUGUACCGCAACUCCGUCAAGUCUCACCAUCUCACCGAAGCCGGAGGUGGUCGUUAUCUCACGCUAGCAAGUCGAGCUUUUGACCCUCACCUCUCGCAGAUGUUCCUUCCCUGGCGCAUGGGCUACGCGGUCGUCACGGGCGAGCGCAAUGCCAUCCUUGAGGACCUGACAGAGACCGUUCGCCUCCUUUCGAUCACACACAUGGGCAUCCUGCCAUCCCUUCUCGAGCACUCGGGCAUGACUCCGGAUAAGGCGCCGUCCCUGGUCGGCAUAGCGGUUGGCGGCGAGAAGAUCACGCAAUUCAUCCUUGAUGAGUGGGCCCCAGCCACGCCUGGCCAGACGCCACUCGUCGUCAACGCGUACGGACCGACUGAAGUUACGAUCGGCUGCACCAUGGCCGUCGUGACCAAGCAAGCUACACCAGGUCACAUCGGCUUGCCGGUAGGGGAGACAACAGCCCUCGUUCUCCUCCCCGGUACGCAGACGGUUGCCCGCCGUGGCCAAUCUGGCGAGCUCUGCUUUGCUGGUGAUCUUGUUGCGCACGGAGGUUACCUCGGCCGCGGCCCAGACGAGCAAGGGGGCUUCUCAACUUUUGGAGGCACUCGCAUCUACCGUACCGGUGAUAUGGCUCGCAUGCUCCACGAUGGCAGCAUCUCAUUCCUUGGACGAGCUGACGAGCAGGUCAAGAUCCGUGGACAACGACUAGAGCUAGGAGAGGUCAACGCCACGGUUCGCGUCGCAGCCGCAGAGGUGCGCAAGCAGACCAUCUCGAGCCAAAAGGCCGUGACUGUCUACGCGAAACACCCUUCUUUGGCUUCCUCUCGUCUUUUCACAGUCCUCAGCAUGGAUCGUGCGCAUCAAGUCGCGGACGCCGAGUUCGUCGACUGCGAGCACGACGACGAGGCGCGCUCGCUCGUUGAGGCCGUGACGAAGAUGUGCUCAUCCAAGAUGCCAGCCUUUAUGGUCCCCACUAUCGUCGUGGUACCUGCGCUGCCGCAGCUACCCUCUGGCAAAUUUGACGUCAAGAAGACUAUCGCAGCCUUGCAGCGAGCGCCUGUCGAUCUCCUCCUCCGCACUUCAAAGGCGGCAGGAGGUGGCUCUGCAGGGCAAUCUCGCAAUCUCAAUGCGCUCGAGUCAGCCAUCUUGGCGGCUGUGUGCGAGCUUACCGACUCUAAUGUGGAGGAUGUCACUCGCUGGGCACGCCCAUCAACCAGCAUCUUUGAGCUCGGCGUGGACAGUCUUACAGCCGUCGGGCUCAGCGUGCGCCUACGCGAACAGCCUCUGCAGAUCAGCAUGUCAGUCGCAGAUGUCCUUGCCAACGACACGCUCGAAAGUCUGGCAGCCUACGCAGAGCGCGCGGAGGACGCAGACGGUGGCAACGAUGCGGAGUGGUACGAUACCGAGCGCUUUGACGCUGAAGCUCGACAGGAGCUGAAGGCAGCUGGCGCGCUCGAAGGCACCCAGCCGGAGUGGAUUCGACCAACAAUGCCGCUCCAAGAAUCGCUGGUUACUCUCACCAGAUUGGCGUGCGAACAGAACGGUGAUGGACCUCUUCCCUACAUCCACUGCUUCAGGAUCAAGAGCACGAGAACGAAUGUUGCGGCUCUAUGGCGCGAAUCUAUCAAGCGCGAGCCGAUGCUCAGGACGGUCUUCAAGUCACGAGGCAACGGGCUUGUUCAGGCCGUACUACCCGCUGAUGCUCCUGAGCUCCAGCAGCUCAUCCUUGAAGGUGCUCCCUCCGUUGCUCUGCCCGCCCGAAUGAUCGAUGCAGUUGGUCAAGUACCACCGCUUCGCGUAUUCGCGGACGAGUCUACAGGUUUCGCCUCAGUCUGGUUGCAUCAUGCCAUUUACGACGGCUCAACAUUACCGACCCUCCUUCGCGACGUCUACGAUGAUGUAGCAGCGCCUGUACGGCCCGCCAACAAUCCCUCGGACAACGCGGUGCUCGCUCAAGCGGCUCGAUCUCAGAGCGCCAAGGCACUGCGCUUCUGGCAGCGUCACCUCGAGAAUGUCGCUACACCCCACAGGCCACUGGCCAAAGCAGCCGCCGAAGAGGCUGGCCGACCAGUGGCUCGCAAGCGUUUCACGAUGGGCAUCGACCUCACUUCCCGUCUCCGGGCAGCAGCUCAGUCGAGUCGAAUUGGCACCACCUUGUCGACUUUGACUCAAAGCGCCUUCGCCCUGCUCCUUGCCCGCCUAACACAGUGUCCCGACGUCGUGCUCGGUAAUGUCGUGAGCGGACGCAGCUCGGCGGGCGAGAUGACCAGCAUGCCGCUCGUUGCUACAGUUCCAGUGCGACAUUCAUUUGGCGCUGCAACUUUGGCCGACGCCCUCGUGGCCAGCAAGAAGAGCAACGCAGCCGUGAAGAGAUGGGAACACACCUCGCUGAGGAACAUCCAAAGCGCUGUUGGGCGGGGAGGGCUCUUUGACGUCCUCUUCAGCUACGAUGGUGCCCGUGCGCAGGAGCACAAAUCUAGUUCUUAUGAGGUGCUCGAAGACGAAGGUGAUAGCGCAGGCGGAGUCGACUAUCCGCUCGUCCUCAACGUGACCGACAAAGGGCAAGAGCUUGGCGCUACUCUAGUCUACUCGACGACGGAGAUCGAUGAGGACGUAGCCAACGCUCUGGUCACGCAGCUGCAGCUGCUUCUCUCGACGAUCGCCGAAGGCAGCAAUCCGCAGCUGACCGAGCUGGGCCUCAGCUUUGAUCACACCGCCCUGAGCGCCCAUGCCUCCGGCGCGUCGUCUCUGCAACGUCCUCUAAAUCAUCGCGAAGAGCAAGUGCGCGACGUGCUGCUUCAACUGGUAUCCGACGUCGACCGCAAAGACGUGCAGCCAGGUACGAGCUUCUACCGCAUCGGUCUGGAUUCACUCGUGGCACUCCGUUUCGCGCGGGAGCUCAAAAGGAGUGGCAUUGAGGGACUGGACCGGGUCAGCGCGGCCAAGAUUGUGGCGAGCGGCAACUUAGCCAGGCUCUGUGCAGAGGGUGAGACGCAAGUCGACGACAAGACGACAGCAGUGGGCGAGGAGGAGGUGAAUGGAGAUGAGGCAUCCGCCUCUCGUGACAUCGCCCGCCGUGUAGCUGGGUUCGAGGAUCUCUUCGUCCGCCUCAACUCAGGAGACGAAUGCGAAGCGUCAUACGUGUGCACGCCUUUGCAGGCAGGCAUGCUCACGCUUUCGCGAGACUCGCCCCACUCUGCCUACCAUCAAAUCCAUCGUUUCCGCCUGCGAGGUGAUGUCGAUGUGCAACGACUUUGCAGAGCAUGGGAUCAAGUCGUUGAGCACAAUGACGUGCUUCGCUCGACCUUCCAUCUAGACGAGACGCAUGCAAGAUGGGUCGCGCAAGUCCAUACCAAGGUUGGCAGCGACGCAAGUGGCGACUUCUCUGCGCAGCCACCAGCCUACCUGACUCUAUCAGACGACGACAAGGUCGCUUCCUUCCAUAUCCAUCACGCCCUUUAUGACGGCGCUUCACUGCCUGUCAUCUUCGAUCAAGUUCGCGCAGCUUACCACGGGCAAGAGUUGCCGCCUUACCGGCCCUUCUGGUCCGCGGCUCAGCGCUCCGCCCUCGAUCGAGAACAGGCGACGGCAGCCUGGGCAAAGCUGCUCGAAGGAUACAAGUAUGCGCCCAUUACUGCGCAGAUCAUGGCGCGUCGUCAUCGUUCCACUGCCCGCUUCGCUGCGCCUCCUUCCGCAGCGUAUCGCUCCCUUGGCGUUACCCUGCAUGCAGUUUGCGUCCUCAGCUACGCUCGGGCCCUCUCGCAAAACAUUCUAGGCCUUCGCGACGUCUGCUUUGGUCAUGUUCUCGAUGGGCGCAGCGACGAGACGGACGCGGACGUGAUUGGCCCUCUCUUCAAUACCGUCGCCCGUCGCGUGACGCUUGGCGAUCUUCUGGAGACGAACGCAGAGGGGCUUGUUCGCACGCAGCAGUCGCUCGACAACGGCGCCCAAUGGCAGGCAGCCGCAGACUUGCGCGGCGUCACGGCAGCCUGGCGAGCCAAGCAGGGCGGUGGAAGCAGCAAGUCGAGGGUGUUCGACUGCCUCUUUGUCUAUCACAAGGCGCAGCAGAAGGCGGGGACUUCCGCGGCCGCUGAGCCACUCUGGCACCGUGUUGAUGACGAUGAGGAGGCAGAGGCAGAGGACGAAUACGAUGUCAACGUCAGCAUCACCGAGCACGCCAGUGGGGAGCUCAGCAUCUCGGCAAAUUCGGUGGUCGGCGGUCAAGAAGGUCUCGAUGCGCUUGUUCAAGAGAUCGCGCGUCAAAUAGGUGAGCUUGUCAAUCAGCCACACUCGCCGAUGCCAGCCGCUAUGCGUGUCAUGCCUCUGACUACGGCAGGCGAGUUGGAUGGGGACCGCAGCGAAAGCGACGACGACAAUUCGCCCCUUGACAGCGACGAAGAGGCUCUCUGCGACGCCCUCUCGACAAUGAUGCCGCACCUGUCGGAUCGAUCAAACUGGCGCAAGGCUUCGACGAACGUGCCCGAGCUCGGCAUCGACUCGAUUACGGCCAUCAAGCUUGCGUCAAUGUGCAGAAAGCGCGGCGGUGUCGUGGCCGCGAUCACGGUGCCCAUCAUCCUGCGCGGGCAGACAGUGCGUGCUGUCGUCAAGGCAGCGCGUAGGAGCGUUAAAGCCAAGGGCAAGGCGGCAAAUGGCGCAGCCAACGGAGCUGCUCGACACCAGACUGACGACUCCACGCGCACUGCAGCGGCGGAUAUGCUCAGUGUCUCGCUCGGCGACAUCGAAGACGUCUUCGCGGUUCUGCCAGGUCAAGAGCACCACCUCGACUCGUGGCACGCAACAGGCCGACGCUUCUACGAAGCUCCAUGGGCGCUUCGCAUUCAAGGCGACGUGGAUGGAAGAAAGAUGAUGGCAGCAUGGACUCAGCUGUUGUCUCGCCAUGCGGUUCUCAGAAGUACCUUUGCGCAACUUCCUGGAAGCGAAAAGCCGGUGCAGGUCGUUAUGCGUGCCAGUGAGAAGCAGCAGACACCGUUUGGCUGGUCGAUUCACAAAGCUGAGUCCUCGUUGGAAAUAGAGGCGCAGCGCGUCAUCGAAGAGGGCAACUCCUCAUCCAGCUCCCUCUACGAGAUGCCAGCGCGGUUGGCCCUCGUGCAAGGCUCCGACACCUCGAUUAUUGUCAUGCGCCUACAUCACGCUCAAUACGACGCUUGGAGCAUCGCAAUGAUCCUCGACGAGCUGCAGGCCCUUUACGAAGGGCGCGAGCCCAGCACUGAGCCCUGCGACUUUGCGAACUUGGCGAGAAGUCUUAUGUUGGAGCAAGACAAGGCUACACUCGCAAAGGAAUGGUGGAAGCGGUACCUCGGUGACGCCGAGCCGACUUGCCUGUCUCAGCAAGAGAAAGAGAAGGCCACCGCACAAGGUCCAGUCGUUCUUGUCCGCUCACCAGGCCUCGUCACCGGGCUGGCCUCCCUCGAGGAGCAAGCCUCACGCGUUGCACCAGGGGUCAACCUCUCUCACGUCGUGAUCCUCGCUCUGGCGCGAGUGCUCGUUCAGCGGUCUAACGCAACUCGUCGGCCAACUCUGGGCUUCUACACGGCUGGCAGAGCAGCUGUCGCCGAGACGGACCCUGAGGCUGCGGCGGCCGCUGUGCCCCUGCUCAACGUGUUGCCCCUUGCGGUCAGCGUAGGCAAGAACGAGGCGCGCAAACAGCUUGAGGCGGUGCGCGAUGAUCUGCUGGAACGAGUGCAAUGGGAGCAGAGCCGGCUGCGCGAUGUUGUCGGAGGCAACGACAAGAUGUUCGACGUCUUCCUCAACCUCCUCUGGCAUCGCGGAGGUCAGCAAGAGGAUGCUCCGCUGGCCACGACGGGCGAAGAGCCGGUGCGCUCCGCAAAGUGGGAGCGCUGGACGCAUCCGUCCUCAUCCGCCUACUUUACCUCGACGCAGACGCACGACGUCAACGAGACGACGCUACGUGAUCUCUCGACGGAAUACCUGCCGCGCCACAAGUGCUACAUUGAUGUGAGGAGGGACGUGAGCGGGGACUGCUUGUCAUUUGGUCUCAAAGCCGAUGUAGGGAUGCUGGCGCAAGAGGAGGAAGCGACGAGGCAAGCGCUCCAGGCGUUGGCCGAACAAGUGGCGAAGGAGGUGGGCAUGUUGAUGGAACAGUGUCGGUGAGCAGCCGGCGCUCUAGACAGAAGCGAUUUGAAAUGGUCCGGUAAUAUGAUCUCGUUUCGACUCUAUAACCCUCGCGCCUAGUCCGCUCUCCUUUCUCUACGGUCCUUUCCAAUGACAGGCCUCGUCGGCGGCGCCUCAGCUUGCGGUUCAGCUUCAGCCGCUGUAGCCUCGACGUCCUUUUCCAUCCC
Messenger RNA from Jaminaea rosea, 14452 nucleotides. RefSeq names its product acetyl-CoA synthetase-like protein. The transcript has a single exon. The coding region runs from base 228 to 14264 and encodes 4678 amino acids. Gene Ontology annotation, cellular component: cytoplasm. Gene Ontology annotation, biological process: secondary metabolite biosynthetic process; amino acid activation for nonribosomal peptide biosynthetic process. NCBI's taxonomy places the organism in Eukaryota, Fungi, Basidiomycota, Exobasidiomycetes, Microstromatales. The record is from RefSeq and is a predicted model, not a curated record. Gene Ontology annotation, molecular function: phosphopantetheine binding; catalytic activity.